This is a messenger RNA of Trichosurus vulpecula (common brushtail), 2334 nucleotides long. It is a transcript of the gene BNIP3, whose product is annotated as BCL2 interacting protein 3. The record is from RefSeq and is a predicted model, not a curated record. Gene Ontology annotation, cellular component: nucleus; mitochondrial outer membrane; mitochondrial envelope. Lineage: Eukaryota; Metazoa; Chordata; Mammalia; Diprotodontia; Phalangeridae. Gene Ontology annotation, biological process: mitochondrial outer membrane permeabilization; positive regulation of apoptotic process. The transcript is spliced from 6 exons. The coding region runs from base 353 to 943 and encodes 196 amino acids.
GGGGGAGGAGAACGCGUGACCGGCCCCGCCCCCCCCCACGCGUCCGUCCCGCCCCGCCCGGCCAAUCCCCGGCCCAGAGCAGCCAGUGCGAGCGGCGUUCACGGCCCUCCGGAGAGAGAGCGGACCGCGGCGGACCCGGCGCAGUCAGGGUCAGGGUCAGGGUCACGGUCAGUGUCGGUGGCUACGCCGGCCGCAGCCCGCCCCCUCCGACGUCACCGCGGCCCAGCGGCGGCCGCUGCAGCAGCAGCAGCCCGGACAGAGGCGGCCGCGGCGACCCCCGCGGUCCCCCGCAGUCCGCAGCCCCCCGGGCCCGCCCCCCGUCGGCUCGCCGCCGAACCCGCAGACCCGGGCCAUGGCGCAGAGCGGGCAGCCCCCGCCCCCACCCGAGGAGAACCUGCAGGGCUCUUGGGUGGAGCUGCACUUCAGCAGUAACGGCAAUGGCCACGGUGUUGUGCCAGCCUCAAUCUCAGCCUAUAAUGGCGACAUGGAAAAGAUUCUUCUGGACGCGCAGCAUGAGUCUGGACGGAGCAGCUCCAAGAGUUCUCAUUGUGACAGUCCGCCUCGUUCACAGACACCCCAAGACAUUAACAGAACUUCUGAAAUGGAUACUCACAGCAUUGGAGAAAAGAACAGCUCCCAGUCUGAAGAAGAUUAUAUGGAAAGAAGGAAAGAAGUGGAGAGCAUCCUGAAGAAGAAUUCAGACUGGAUCUGGGACUGGUCCAGCAGGCCUGAAAACAUCCCCCCAAAGGAGUUUCUUUUUAAGCAUCCAAAGCGCUCGGCCACUCUCAGCAUGAGAAACACGAGUGUCAUGAAGAAGGGAGGCAUCUUCUCGGCAGAGUUUCUGAAGGUUUUCCUCCCGUCCCUGCUGCUCUCUCACUUCCUUGCCAUUGGGUUGGGGAUCUACAUUGGAAGACGCCUCACCACUUCCACCAGCACCUUCUAAGGCAGUGGGGCCAGGAGUCUUGCCAAGCAGCAGGCUACUGUCUGAUCAUGCAGAAUGGUUACUGGAGGAAGUCCGUCCAUUCACCCGUGAUGGCUCCUGUGACUUGUUUUCAUUUGUUGUGUAAAUGUCGUGUUCCUAGUUCAGUAGAAUGGGAGGGUAGAUACCCGUAUUCACACCUGGGCACCAGCGUAGGGAGCCGAUCAGACUGAUUUACCUUUCCUCUUUGUAGCUCUUUGAUGACCACCAUUCCUAUCCCAAUCUUGAGGCUUUCUGGACUUGGAUGAAAUCCCCAAACUUCCAGGUUCCCCUAAACAUUGCUACUCCUUUGAACAAGUGAAUCAUGUCGUUACUAAAAAGCAUUAUGUUUAGGGGCUUGUUACACAUGGUCCCAGAAAACCCCCUGUGCCUGUUUGCUCUGGCUGGAGCAGCCACUUGUUGAACUCCCCUCUGUUUUGCUGGGUGGUCUUUCUGGGCAAAUGAGAAGAGGAUGGAAACUCUCAUUGUGGCCGACUCAGCUUGAGCCAGUCCAUCCAUCACUGACAUUUGAUGUCUCCUUCGGCCUCCUCCCUUUGCCCCAGAACUUGAUUGGUUUCCUGUGUAGGGCCCCAUGUGGCCUGUAGCAGUACCAGAUGACUGCUCCUGCUAGGCCUGCUCACUUCCCCAUGCUCUCUGCUAGGCCCAUGCUCUAUGCUCCUUUACCCUGCUCUUUAUCUAGUUCAGCAACUGAAACCAGAAUGGGAAUAAUUCUUUGUUUGCCAAAUCCUCUGAGAUGGCCUGUGUUUAGGUCCAGUUCACCAGAGUCUUGUGAGCCCAAGAGAGGUUCACAUCUUCUCUGUUUUCCUUGAGGCAAAUAUUUUCUGAAAAGAGGCCAUGUCUUUGCUGUGCUGGACACACUCAACAUUUGUUUAUAUUUGCCUCUGACGUUCCUCCCUACCCCCCCCCCCCCUUCAUCUGGACUAAAUAAAUGCAGCCUUCUAAUUUGAAAAGGAAAAUCUCUCCUUAUCUGCCAUCAGCCCCUUCUUCACAUGGAGAAACAUGGCCCACGUUGGUUAUCAUCCUUCUCAGUGUAUCCACGUUGGCUCCCCUUCUUUGGCCAUGCCAUGAGCAAGCACCCUCUGAGGCAGGUAGCACAGCCCCCACAGAGUUUGCCUCAGAGACUCGGCCCUAUUUGCUAAGAUAAGGAAGAGAGGUUCCAUUCUGUGGCUAGACCUGUCCUUAGCCACCCUGCCGAUCAUUAAGCUAAGUUAACAGUAAUUGCCAUGUGCCCAAGCACCUUAAAAAAAUGAAGGAUCUUUUGUUUUUAUAUCCCCUUUACUACUGAGCAAUUCCCUCUCCUGCCCAGCAAACCAUUUCUUGUAACAUAAUAAAAGCAUUUCAGCCAAAUUAACACA